GUAGUAAUUUCCUGUUUUGGAGCUUAUAUAACCUGCUUCCAGCUCGAGGUAGCAUGUAGUAGAAGCAACAACUGCAGGUUAAAGAAGUUCGUGUGUUACGACUAAUUAAGUUAGAGUUUAAUAGCAGCACUUGGAUACCUUUCUGCGAGAUGAAGUGGCUGUUUGUAUGUGUGGGGAUUUGCUUAUUGUACGCUAUUGUUGGUAAGUUUAUAUGCGGUUGUUUUAUUUGCUGCCAAACCUUUGUACCACCUUGAAUUUCUAUUUUUGUUAUUUAGCAAAUGCUUCAGCUGAAGAAGCAAAAGUGAGAAAUCGUCGUGCUCUGUGUGGAGGCAAAUCGUACGAUUAUAGAUUCCGCGUUUGCUGUGGCGGUAAAAUUCUCUGGAAAGGAAAUGGUGCUUCGUGUUGUGGAAAUCGCAACUAUGAUUACAGAUUCCGCGUUUGCUGUGGUGGUAAUAUUCUCUGGAAAGGGAGUGGUUCUUCUUGUUGUGGAAAUCGCAACUAUGAUUACAGAUUCCGUGUUUGCUGUGGUGGUAAUAUUCUCUGGAAAGGGAGUGGUUCUUCGUGCUGUGGAAAUCGCAACUAUGAUUACAGAUUCCGUGUUUGCUGUGGUGGUAAUAUUCUCUGGAAAGGGAGUGGUUCUUCUUGCUGUGGAAAUCGCAACUACGAUUAUAGAUUCCGUAAAUGUUGUCCAGGGAACGUAAUAAAAUCCUGGUGUUGAGAACGAAAAACUAAUAACACGCCUUAAUAGUUAUAAUAUGUUAAAUUUAAUCUGUGCGUUUUAAUGAGCUAGUGUGUAAUCACGAAUAAUUAUUAAAUAGAUUGC
Molecule: messenger RNA, 823 nt
Organism: Paramuricea clavata
Lineage: Eukaryota; Metazoa; Cnidaria; Anthozoa; Malacalcyonacea; Plexauridae
Source: the annotation of a GenBank genome assembly